Saprolegnia diclina VS20 is the source of this 351-nucleotide messenger RNA. RefSeq lists its product as hypothetical. Bases 1 to 351 code for a protein of 116 amino acids. Gene Ontology annotation, molecular function: cysteine-type peptidase activity. NCBI's taxonomy places the organism in Eukaryota, Oomycota, Saprolegniomycetes, Saprolegniales, Saprolegniaceae. Gene Ontology annotation, biological process: proteolysis. The record is from RefSeq and is a predicted model, not a curated record. The transcript has a single exon.
AUGUACAGCGCUGGCGUCGUCUCGUGGUGCCCACGCGGGCCCCUCAACCAAGCCGUGCUCGUUGUUGGCUACGGCACCGAGACCUCUGGCUCGGACGCACCGCCCAUCGGCUUUUUCGAGGUGCGCAACGCGUGGGGGUCCGACUGGGGCGAGCGCGGCAACAUUCGCCUUGAGCGUGGCUACCGGGAUUUUGGCACGUGUGAGGUCGCGGCGCGCCUCACGUACCCGACGCUCCUGCCUUCGGUCUCCAAAGCGAGAUCCGCCAAGUUGCCGCGCAAGCCAACACCAACGUCCCACCGCAUCCCGCGACCGACGACCGACGACGGUAUUGUCGACGGUUUGGAUUCGUAG